AUGGCCUGCAGUCCGCUGCGACAUAGGCAACCAUGUUGUGGGGUGAAAGGAGCGGCGUUGCGUGUGCGACGCGACAUUUGGGGCAACUCAUAUCUGUUCAGCCGCGGCUCUUGCGCCCGUCCGGUGUGGCACACUGUAGGUUUAAUUUGUGCAUACACCGAUGUACGCGGUUUUCAAGCGAUCUUCGUUAUUAAUAACAAGUUUUUUGUACGAAAAAGUGAACUAAUUUGAAAAAAAACAAUGGGAACAUUCAAUGACGGCUGGCUUGGGACAGCGAACAGGCGGUUUAAUUUUCGCGGCGGUAGAUCAUGGAGACACGGCGUUCUGCGUAGUGGAAGAAAAUGUAAAAAUUUUGAAAAUGCGGAGCGGCUUUGAAAGGUUGCUCCACCUAGAGUUACGGUAGACAGCUUGCGCGCGAACAUUUGAAUUUCUUGUUGCUCAAGUGCUUCAGGUGAUUUUUCAUGUUUAUUUCUGUUGUAUCUUUAUCUGUUUUGUUCUGAUUUACGGUAAUUAUUUUUUAUUGCGACAGCAAAAUGCGAAGGAACUUUUUCAAUUUUCAAUGUUAACUGCUGGGUUUUUGACAAAAUUUCCCCUUUAAAGCAAAAAGCCUUUCAUACACAUUUUCAGUGUCAAAUUAAAUUUUUUAUUCGAAUCAAUCAAUCUCUUCAUUUUCGCAACAUCAGAAUGGUAUGGCGAUGUUGCAGAGGAGAAAAAGUACCACUAAGUGGAUGAACUAAACUAAAUCUGUGAAGAAAACUUUUUUUUUAAUUUUUAAUAUGUGCGGAAAGACACAUAACCACAAUAAGUCCUUUUCGGCACAAAAAUUUCACGUUUUUUUCACUGAAAAAAAGGACUAUAACUAAUUUUGAGGGUGAAAGGUAUAAAAAGUGUUCAGAAAAAUAAGAAAAAAACUUUCACCCAAAUGUUUUUUUGUCAACUAGAAAAAGGAAUUGUUAAAGGAUCGAUUUUUUUUCAAGUCUGUAAUUUUGAGAAAAAAACGCUAUUUUUUUCGAGGAAAAAAAUUAUUUUCGAAUUUAAUGAGUAUGCAAGUUAGCGUCGCUCUGUGUAUGCACCAAAGACGUCAAAUAUUACGGAAAUUGUGGGAGGGGCGUCGUCAAAAGAACGCCGUGGAGACUAUCAAUGCGCCUUCCACAAAAUGCUGGUUUUAUGACUUAUUUCUUUUUAUUUUGUAUUCCGUUGAUUAAAAGAAAAUCUGAAAACUAAUGAAAUUAAUGUAAACGAAAAAGUACAUUCAAUUGAAACAAAAGUAAUUCAUCAAAGGAGGCUCUUAUUGAAGGCUCAUGUAUGGCCGCCAUGAUCUACCAUCGCCGCGCAAGUUAAACCGCCCGUUCGCUGUCCCAAGCCAGCCGUGAACGGGCUAUACAAUCUAACGAGUAAGUUUUAACAUAUAAAUUUUUGCAAAAACCAGCCUUUAAAAAUGCCCCAAUAGGCGAAUGUGCCCGUAGUGAGUGAAAAGAAUUUUGUUUCUGCAAUUUUUUUAUCUAUUAACAUCGGAAAUAGCCUUGCUCAUUUGAUAAAAAAAAAUGAUCGAAAAUAGUCUAGUAUGGCCAGCGGAGACGGCGCAGUGAAAACCGGACAGUUCCCUGUAGCUCUGAACUUGUGUGACGUCUUUCAACAUUUCUCAAAAGCGCCAAACUUUCGCGUUUUCUAAAAUACCCCCGAGAAUGACAAAGAAUUUUCGCAACCAUUUUUUUUUGUAGACCGCGUUCAAAUCUAAUUGACGUGCUUUGCUAAACAGUUUUUCUCGAACAAAAGUAGAGCCUGUUCAGAUUUUGAAUUUCAAGUCGUCGCUGAAGCUCCGCCCCUAAUGGUACGAUAAACAAAUCAGAGAGCGAGCCAUUCACAGAGUGUUUUUGAAUGACUUCAUUGCACUUGAAAUUAAAAAUCUGAACAGACUAUACGAGCCAAAAAGGAGGGAAACGCGGAUUCUCACAGCGUCUUCUCGUUGAUUGUGGUGUUCCUCCAUGGAGCAAAGAGGAUCGGAUCCAGAAAAUACAAAGGUACAUGAAAAGGCGAUGAGAUCAGCAGGCAAAAUUGGCGCGCUAAUGCACUCGUGGAGCGGUUAUUCCAUCGCGUUUUCCGGGCAAUUCGGCGGCGAUUCAGACAAGAAAGUGGCGAGUGACCGACGCCGUUUCCCACGCUUCGGCAGCUCUCGUAUACUUUUUCUUUUUGGGUUUCGGAAAGAGCAGAAGCGGAAAAGGACGCAAAAUUCGGGAACGCAAUAAACUCCUUUAGAAAAGCGAUGACCGACGUGUUUCCCAGAGCAACGUCGUUCGUCCUGGAAGAACAGCUUCUGCGACGCGUUCGUCAAUUAUACAUGCGGCUGGCCAUAAAUGCGUUAAUUGCAGGUGUGGAUUGCUGCUUUCGGAAAUUUGAACAGGAAAUAGACAGAUACACCAGAAAUAUUGUUUUAAAUUGCUUCAACCAGUUACAAAAAAUAGUUUUAAAAUUUAACACAUGUUCUCCAAGAUUUUCGAAAAACCGGUGGUACGAAAAUUUCAUCUUUGUUUUUUAAAACUGUUUUUUCACAAAAAUUUUUCUGUAAAUUUAGAAUCUUUGACGCCUUGCUCACCUUCCCUCACCCCCAUUAGGAACGCCGUGCAUUGAAGAAACGAAAAAAGAACAUAUGGGAUGAAAGAAAGCGCGCCCCGUUGAUAAAUCUGGGGUCGAUUUACCGUGAGGCCAUCUGUACAAAUACCGGUGGCUGUUACCAGGCUUGUGCGUCAGGCCAGGCGGCCCGGCUUAGGGCUUUAUUUUCAGGAAAAAGCCCGUCUGGGCCCUUUUUACUUCUGAAAUCAUAGUUUUUGUUAUACUUUAAGUGAAAAAAUGAGUAAAAACAUAAUUUUUGUCGUAAAAAAACUUGAUAUUCGACUAGAAAAAAAUUGCGCGCUUCGGGCCGGGCAGGCCAUUUUUUCUUGAGGCCCCUCUAAGGCCGGCCCUCGCACAAGCCUGGCUGUUACCAACACUAAGAAUAACUGCCGAGAUAAACGCGAGACGCUAGCGGUACAUUGACGAGCUCGCAAACAUCUCGCUUUUUUUUCUCGCACUUUUCUAGGCGCGAGCUCGUAUUUCUCUCGCAAUUUGAAAAUUUUCUGAAAUGAAAGAUAAAUGCGAGGUCACGCCUAGAAAAAAAGCGACAUGUUUGCGAGCUCGUCAAUGUACCGCCACUGACCUCGCGUUUAUCUCGUCAGUUAUUCUUACACGGGAAGUGCGAAAGGUCGAGGUAUUGGAAUUCAAUGAAACUUAGUAUAUAGGUACUUCCGAACACCCUGAAUCCAAAGCAGUUGAAAAAAAGUGCGCCUUUUUGGUUCUAUUCGAGUUAUGGCACCUCAAAGUUUGCACGCAAAAAAUGCAUUGGAAGGGAGGAGGGAAUGUGUUGCGGCGGCUAACUCUAGCUGCCAGCAGGCGGCGUGGUGUAGUGGCUAGAGGCCUUGCGCUGUGAAACCUAUGAUGCAGGUUCGGACCCUUUUUGGUGAAAUUUUUUUUUGCCAAUUUUUUUUUUUUGAAAAAUGUGGAAGUUUUGAUGAUGGAGUGAAAGAACAGCUCAAAAUUUUAAAAUUCACCAUUUUAUGCCCAUCUGAGAAAGAAUUUCGACAAAAAUUUUUUUGCUCCAUUUUUCCUUGCCUAACCAUAAGGCUUAUAAUAUGGUCGGAAAAAAAAUUUCACCAAAAAGGGUCCGAACCUGCAUCAUAGGUUUCACAGCGCAAGGCCUCUAGCCACUACACCACGCCGCCUGCUGGCAGCUAGAGUUAGCCGCCGCAACACAUUCCCUCCUCCCUUCUAAUGCAUUUUUUGCGUGCAAACUUUGAGGCGCCAUAACUCGAAUAGAACUAAAAAGGCGCACUUUUUUUCAACUGCUUUGGAUUCAGGGUGUUCGGAAGUACCUAUAUACCAAGUUUCAUUAAAUUCUAAUACCUCGACCUUUCGCACUUCCCGUGUUAGUGAAGGUCCGAGUUCACGGGUGGCUUGGGACAGUAAACGGGCGGUUCAACUUACGCGGCGAUGGUAGAUCAUGGCGGCCACACAUGCACCUUUUAAAAGUGCCUCAUUUGGUGAUUUAUUUCUGUUUCUUUUGAAUUUAUUCUUGUUUAAAUUCACCCCAUUGUUUUUAGAUUUUUUUUUAAUCCACGAAUUAUAUAAGAGAAAAAUGAAUAAGUCAUAAAAUGGGGCUUCUAUUGAAGGCGCAUGUAUGGCCGCCUUGACCUACCUUUGCCGCGAAAAUUAUAGUCUGUUCAGAUUUUGAAUGUCAAGUCGCCGCUCAAGCUCCACCCCUAAUGGCGCGAUAAACCAAUCAGAGAGCGAGCCAUCCACAGAGCGUAUUCAAAUGACGUCAUUCUACUUGACAUUAAAGAUCUGAACGGACUAUAAACCACCCCCGAAAUUUUUCAAGACUCUUUUUCGAAGUGAUUCUGCGAAUUUCAAAACAGCGGUCAGACAGAGCACCCAAAAUUGUGGACUAUAUCGCAGCGAGAGUAAUGCUAUACCGCGGGGGAGCGGGUGAGGAGCGAUUUCAGCCAUUGUGAAUUUACUGUUAUUUCUUUCCUUGCAAUUUAACACACAACAAAAAAGCCCUCAGCUGCUUUUAAGAGCUUUGGGCUGGUACCUGGUAUUGUUUAGCCGGCCUCCGUCCGCGAUGGUUUAUUUUGAAACCGUUGUCGCCACUUCCAUAAUGGAAGGCACAUUUUUUGUCAUCGCGUUAACUGAAUUUUCAGAGAUAAAAGGCUUUCGAAUGCGGAAAAAAGGAUCUAAAUACAGAGGCCGCAUGCAAUAAAGUGGAAAAUGGCAUUUUCAAAAUGGUUUUCCGCCAUUUUUCUGAAACUCGUAAAUUGCUACAAUUAGUCUUUUUUAGACUGAAACUGUUUCUUCUCGAUCAGAAUCUUCAUAUAAAGCCUUAUUACAUCAGAUAAAAUCAAAAUCAAGGAUAUCCUAGCGAGUUUAAUUUUCAGGAAAAUGGCGGAAAAUCAUUUUCCACUUUAUUGCAUUCGGCCUCAGAAUUUGAAUCAAAAAGAGCUCCUCGUAAAGUUAAAUUGUUUCUCCGCAGCCAAAGUGUCUGCGACCUUGAAACAUAUAGUCUGUUCAGAUUUUUAAUGUCAAGCAGCUAACUCAACCCCCAAGGCUACAGUAUCUUUCGCGUCAAUUUUUUAUCUACAGAUGACGAUGUCCCUUUAAUAAGGCUGCAUUUUUGACUUCUUUUUCUAUCUUUUAGAUCAAAAAAGAUCAAAAUUAAUCCCGCGCGAUAAAACAUCGACGCGAAAAGGUACCUUCUCAGCGGGGGCGGAGUUAGCUGGUUGACAUUAAAAAUCUGAACAGGCUAUAAUCGAUUAUUUAUCGCGAAUGCGAUGAAAUUUUGUACACGCUAAGCCUUCUUUUUCUCAAUAUUUUCUCAACAAAAAUUUUAUAUUGCAAUAUAAAAUUUUCGAAACCGAAACGUUCCAAACCUCAAAUAAAUAGUUCCAGUAGUAGUCGAUUGAUUAAUCAAUGAUUAUUUUUUCGUUUCCAAUUUUUAAUCGUACGCUCCAGACGUUCCUUCUGAAGGAAAAAUAAUUAAAAAAAUAGAACUUUUUAAAAAUAUCAAACUGGACUAUUUGAAGCUGUCGUCGAAUCUGCAUGGACUGAUCAGAGCAAGUUCGUUGAAAGCUUCCUGCAAUAAUUUCACCAUUGAAAAAAAACAAGUCGAUUAAAUUAUUCGAAUUCUAAUGUUCUGAUUAGCUAUUUAAAGUUGUCAAGUAAGUUAGGAAAGCUUUAUGCGGUCAGAAAGAACUAACUAGACGGUGCGCUAGAGCUCCGCUCGGCCUUGUCACAACUAAGAAUCCUAGACGCCGAAAGCCGUGACGGCAUUUUCCGCGGGAGUCCCAUCAUCGCUUUGUCAGCAUCGCGCUGCCAACAGUUUGUGCCUCGGCCACUGAAAUGGGCUUCGGCGUGACUUUGCGUAUCCAAUUUGCAAGCAAAGAGGAUCGGCACUCCGGGAGUCCCACGAGCCUAAUCUACUAGCGCUUAUGGCGCGUUCAGGAGCAAAACGCGAAAUUUUUCGAAAUUCAAAAGAGCGUUCACGGCGAUACUUCGAAAUUAGCGAAUUUCGAUUUUUGAGAUAAUUUUGAGAAAUUUCAAAAAAUAGCGAGAAAAUUGGUUUCGCGCGAAAUGGGUUACGGUAUAUUGACAUUUUGUGUGCCAAACGCAGUUUUUUUCUCUUUUUUUCUUUUUUUCAGAUAAUUUUUUUCUUUUUAUUUUUUUCAAUUUUUCAACCCGUUCAAAGUUAUUGAUUUUAGAAAUAGUACGAAUGAAAGCCUUAAGUUAAUUUUUUUCGACUGUCUGAACUUAAAAAAAGUUCAAUUUUACUCAAAUUUCUUUAUUUAUCGUUUUUUUAUUUUUCCAACGGAUGUAUCAGAGUGUUUAAAGUUGCAGGUCUCUAAACUAUGGCGGGUAUUGGAUUACCGAAAGUGCUAAAGUUGAAAAAAAGGUUAAUUUUUCAUUCAAAAAAACUUUUUUUCGCAAUUAUUUUUUUUACAAUUUUUUUGAUUCUUUUCACAAAAAAUUUAGACUCGUUAGGGAGGCACGAGCGGCUCGUGUGAAGGUAACGCAAAAAUUUUUCGUCUCUACAGUCAAGCAUAAAUCCGUGAUUUUCGACGCAACGGUCAAGAAGGAAAUAGAAGGUUUUUAUUUAUACAAUUUUCAAUAACUGGUUCAUUUCAUUAAAAGAAAAGUAUUGAAUUUUUUUUCAGCUCAUUCGAACAAGACAUUGUUGUGGCCAGCCGGAUAA
Caenorhabditis auriculariae is the source of this 6778-nucleotide messenger RNA. Lineage: Eukaryota; Metazoa; Nematoda; Chromadorea; Rhabditida; Rhabditidae. The record is from the annotation of a GenBank genome assembly.